Messenger RNA from Diorhabda carinulata, 1203 nucleotides. Its product is annotated as nose resistant to fluoxetine protein 6-like. The transcript has 8 exons. The record is from RefSeq and is a predicted model, not a curated record. Bases 1 to 1203 code for a protein of 400 amino acids. Lineage: Eukaryota; Metazoa; Arthropoda; Insecta; Coleoptera; Chrysomelidae.
AUGUUUAUUACAGUUUCUAUUUAUAACGAAUUUGAAUUAUUAAAAAAAUUAAGAAGUAUAAGUACCAGCGAUGGUGUUUCAACACAAUGUCGAUUAACAAUAUCUUUGUUUUUAAAUAAAUUGAAUGAUACCAACGAUCUUGAUGGUAUUUGGGCGUUGCAAAUGUUUGAUGCUUCUUCUAAAAUACCGGCGGGAGUUAUGUCGUACAAUCUCGGCGAAUUGGGAAACUUUGAACAAUGUAUCGAAAUCAAUUCCAUAAAUGAUCAUAUAAUAGGAAAAUACUGUUUAGGACAUGUAAUUUUCAACCGUUCACUAAUAGAAAAUAAUCGAAUUUAUUCCCGAGAUCACAUCUACUUAAAAAAUAUUAUGUUGCACGUAGCUGAUGGAUAUAAUAAAACAAAACGUUGUUCGUGGGCAUUAUGUUUACCUAGCAACUGCUCUGAUAAUGAUGCAGAAAAAAUUUUAGAAGGAUUAGACACUUUAGGUCUUACUUCUACAUCUGUAACAUGUCAAACUUUAAUUGAGUCAUAUCCGAAGUUAGACACGGACGCCAUUAUUGGAAUAACUAUAUUGUGUCUCUAUAUGUUUAUUGUGAUAACAUCAACAGCAAUAGAUUUAGGAUUAAGAUCUAAACGAAAAGUAAUGAUUCACCCUAUAUUUGUAUCAUUUUCAAUUUAUACAAACGGUAAAAUAUUAUUUGAUGUACCAAAACGAACUUCUAAAUUAUCUUGUCUGGACGGACUUAGAUUUAUAAGUAUGUUAUGGAUAAUAUUCAAGCAUGUAUACAUGGUGUAUCAGGAAAUGACGAUUAUAAAUUUCAAGAAUUUCAUCGAGUUUACAGAAGUGAUAUACAGUAUGUUAUUGAUUAGGGGAACAUUGGCGUGCGAUACUUUUUUAUUAAUAGGAGGAAUUUUAGUAACUUACGUAUUUUUUGAUAAAAAUAUAAAAAAUAAAAUGACUUUUAUCGAGAUUAUGAAACAUUAUUUACAUCGAUAUAUACGUUUGACACCCGCGUUGGCUGCUUCGAUACUCGUUUUUACUACAUUGGGGAAAUAUAUGGGAUCGGGACCCCAUUGGAGUAUAUUAUUAGCAAAUAUAAAAAAUUGUCGGAAUUAUUGGUGGUCUUCAAUACUUUACGUACAAAAUCAAGUGAACGUCGAGGAAAUGGACAUUUUCAGUGUACUGUUCAUACUUGGUAUUUAG